This is a messenger RNA of Cariama cristata (Red-legged seriema), 3866 nucleotides long. RefSeq names its product sperm antigen with calponin homology and coiled-coil domains 1-like (gene SPECC1L). Lineage: Eukaryota; Metazoa; Chordata; Aves; Cariamiformes; Cariamidae. Gene Ontology annotation, biological process: actin cytoskeleton organization. Gene Ontology annotation, molecular function: protein binding. Gene Ontology annotation, cellular component: filamentous actin; microtubule organizing center. The coding region runs from base 31 to 3393 and encodes 1120 amino acids. The record is from RefSeq and is a predicted model, not a curated record. The transcript has 15 exons.
UGUAAAUGCAUCAUCAACAGACAGCCCAGAAUGAAGAAAGCAAGCAGGAGUGUUGGCUCAGUGCCCAAAGUGCCUGGAGUAAAUAAAACUCAAACAACUGAAAAAGCCAAACCAGAAAACGGCUCCUCAGUGUCUGCAGUAACAAAACUCUCCAAAACUGGGACAUCAGCGUCUCUUUUGAAGACCAAGAGUAAUGAUGACCUCUUAGCGGGGAUGGCUGGUGGCAGUGGAGUGACAAUGACCAAUGGUGUCAAGGCAAAGAAGAGCACUUGUGUAUCAACAGCAUCUUCGGCUUCAGGGACAACUAUGAACAGUCUGGAAAAUAAACCCAAAACUGUUGCAGGUACAAGUUCCACAACUAAGCGUAGCACUUCAUCUGGAAAUAAAGAGUCAAGCUCUUCUAGAGAAAGAAUACGUGAUCGUUCUCGUUUAAGCCAGAGCAAAAAGAUGCCUUUGACUGGACAGGGAACCAAUGAUACGGUACUGGCAAAACGCUCCCGUAGUCGCACCAAUCCAGAAUCAGAUAUUCGAAUGAGCAAGUCCAAAUCAGACAAUCAAAUCAGUGACAAAGCUGCACUGGAAGCAAAGGUGAAUGAUCUUUUGACAUUAGCAAAAACUAAAGAUGUGGAAAUCUUGCAUCUGAGGAAUGAACUAAGGGACAUGCGUGCUCAGCUAGGGCUUAACGAAGAUCGAUUUGAAGGUGAUGAAAAAUCUGAAGAAAAAGAGGCCAUUGUUGUCCAUCAGCCAACUGAUGUAGAGUCUACAUUGCUACAGUUACAGGAACAAAACACUGCCAUCCGAGAAGAGCUCAACCAGCUGAAGAAUGAGAAUCGAAUGUUAAAAGACAGACUAAAUGCAUUAGGCUUUUCUUUGGAACAAAGGCUGGACAACUCUGAAAAACUCUUUGGCUAUCAGUCUUUGAGUCCAGAGAUUACAGCUGGCAACCACAGCGAUGGUGGUGGUACUUUGACGUCUUCAGUGGAAGGUUCUGCUCCUGGAUCAAUGGAAGACUUGUUAAGUCAGGAUGAAAACACUUUGAUGGACAACCAACAUAGUAAUUCCAUGGAUAAUUUAGACAGUGAGUGCAGUGAAGUUUAUCAGCCACUGACAUCAAGCGAUGAUGCCUUAGAUGCUCCGUCAUCUUCAGAGUCUGAAGGCGUACCAAGUAUAGAAAGAUCUAGGAAGGGAAGCAGUGGCAAUGCAAGUGAAGUGUCCGUAGCUUGUCUGACAGAACGGAUACAUCAGAUGGAAGAGAAUCAACACAGUACAGCUGAAGAGCUCCAAGCCACACUUCAAGAGCUUGCAGAUUUGCAACAAAUAACACAAGAGCUAAACAGUGAAAAUGAAAGACUUGGAGAGGAAAAAGUAAUCCUUAUGGAAUCUUUGUGCCAGCAAAGUGACAAGUUAGAACACUUCAGCCGUCAGAUCGAGUAUUUUCGGUCCCUUUUAGAUGAACACCAUAUUUCAUAUGUAAUUGAUGAAGAUAUGAAAAGUGGUCGCUACAUGGAGUUAGAGCAACGUUAUAUGGACCUUGCAGAAAACGCCCGGUUUGAGCGAGAGCAGCUGUUAGGUGUUCAGCAGCACUUGAGCAACACUUUGAAGAUGGCCGAACAAGACAACAAGGAGGCCCAAGAAAUGAUAGGGGCAUUAAAAGAACGAAAUCACCACAUGGAAAGGAUUAUUGAGUCAGAGCAGAAAAGCAAAACAGCAAUAGCAUCUACCUUAGAGGAGUACAAAGCCACAGUAGCCAGUGACCAGAUUGAGAUGAACAGGCUGAAAGCUCAGUUAGAGCAUGAAAAGCAGAAAGUGGCUGAGUUGUAUUCUAUACACAACUCUGGAGAUAAAUCAGAUAUACAAGAUCUGCUGGAGAGCGUCAGGCUGGAUAAAGAAAAAGCAGAGACAUUGGCCGGUAGUCUGCAAGAAGAGCUGGCACACACUCGCAAUGAUGCCAAUCGAUUGCAAGAUGCCAUCGCUAAGGUUGAAGAUGAAUACAGAGUGUUCCAAGAAGAAGCCAAGAAACAAAUUGAGGAUCUCAAUGUGACUCUAGAAAAACUUCGAACAGAACUUGAUGAAAAAGAGACUGAAAGAAGUGACAUGAAAGAAACUAUCUUUGAGUUGGAGGAUGAAGUAGAGCAGCAUCGUGCUGUGAAGCUUCAUGACAAUCUCAUCAUAUCUGAUUUGGAGAAUACAGUUAAAAAACUUCAGGACCAAAAGCAUGACAUGGAAAGAGAGAUAAAGAAUCUUCACAGGAGACUGCGGGAGGAGUCAGCAGAAUGGCGUCAGUUCCAGGCUGAUCUACAGACUGCAGUGGUUAUAGCAAAUGAUAUAAAGUCUGAGGCCCAGGAAGAGAUAGGAGACUUGAAGCGUAGAUUACAUGAAGCUCAGGAGAAAAAUGAGAAGCUUACUAAAGAGUUGGAGGAAAUAAAGUCACGCAAGCAGGAAGAGGAACGUGGUCGAGUGUACAAUUACAUGAAUGCUGUAGAGAGAGAUUUGGCAGCUCUGAGACAAGGAAUGGGCCUAAGUCGCAGAUCAUCCACCUCCUCAGAGCCAACUCCUACUGUAAAAACACUCAUCAAGUCAUUUGACAGUGCCUCCCAAGUUCCAAGCCCUGCUGCUGCCACAAUUCCUCGCACUCCCCUGAGCCCAAGUCCCAUGAAAACUCCCCCAGCUGCUGCUGUAUCCCCUAUGCAGAGGCAUUCUAUAAGUGGACCGAUCUCAGCUUCAAAACCCCUUGCUACACUGACAGACAAAAGACCGAGCUAUGCUGAAAUCCCUGUUCAAGAACAUUUGUUGAGAACAUCUUCUACCAGCAGGCCAGCGUCUUUGCCAAGAGUACCUGCUAUGGAAAGUGCCAAAUCUAUUUCUGUCUCUCGAAGAAGUAGUGAAGAAAUCAAGCGGGAUAUCAGUGCAACUGAUGGAGCAUCUCCAGCAUCUCUCAUGGCAAUGGGUACCACCUCACCACAGCUGUCCCUCUCAUCUUCUCCCACGGCAUCAGUCACCCCUACAACCAGAAGUCGAAUAAGGGAAGAGAGGAAAGAUCCCUUGUCUGCCCUAGCAAGAGAAUAUGGAGGAUCCAAGAGAAACGCCUUGCUGAAGUGGUGCCAGAAAAAAACAGAAGGAUAUCAGAAUAUCGACAUAACAAACUUCAGCAGUAGCUGGAAUGAUGGCUUGGCUUUCUGUGCAGUCCUCCAUACUUACCUCCCAGCCCAUAUUCCCUAUCAAGAGCUAAACAGCCAGGACAAGAGAAGAAAUUUCACUUUGGCUUUUCAGGCAGCUGAAAGUGUUGGAAUCAAAUCUACUCUGGACAUCAAUGAAAUGGUGCGAACUGAGCGUCCAGACUGGCAGAAUGUCAUGCUGUAUGUUACAGCAAUUUACAAAUACUUUGAAACCUGAAACCUAAUUAUUCAACAGAUCAAUGGGAUAGAACCAACAUGAGCUACCAGAUGGAAAUCUUACUGAAAUACUACUCCCCAUUUCACUGAAAACUGGCAUCAUUUGAGUCCCUUCAAACUUCAGUGACACUAUCCUGGAUUGCCUCGAAUUGCUUCAGCUACCAAGCCUGGAAACAACUGUUUAAAAGCAAGAGCUUGUUGCCACAGUGCUUGGAAUAACCCAAGUUAUUAAGCUAUUCAGAUUAAUUAUGUAGCCUUAAAGAGUGUGGACUACUUAUGUGCUACCUUUCCAGCCAGACUUCCUGAAGCUUUCUUUCCUAGGAGAGUGAGUUGAAUGGAUCCUCUAGCAUAUAGGAGACUGAAUGUACAGAUAAAGCUUUGAGAAGGAAAAGGACAACAUGGCAUCAUAUUACUGAACUUUCUGUAGCAUCCUGUUACCACAGAGUCUGAGUAUUCUACCCACAGCAUAUGGCA